CGAGGCACAGGGAGGGUGGGGCCCACACGGCAGCGAGAGACGCUUCGAUGGACGCCUCCUCCUCCGCCUCCGCCGGCGGCGAGGCCGACGCGAUGGCGCUCGUGCAGGGGUACAACGCCGACGAGCUCGCCAUCGCCGGGGAGUUCCUCACCACGUGGCUCCCCUUCCUCUCCGCGGGCCUCUGCGCCUCCUGCGCCGACUCCCUCCGCAGCCGCGUCUCCUCCCUGCUGCCCCCGCAAGCCGAGGAAUCCCCGUCGUCGCCGCCGCCGCGGAUCGAUCAGAUUGAGCCCUCGGGGUGGGAGUCCGAUCCGGCUACGGCUCACCCGCAGCAUCUGCCGUUCGAGCCGAGCGGAUGGGACUCGGAUCCGCCGCAGCUGCCACCGGAGCAGGAGCAGCAGAAGCAGAAGCCGCAGCCGGCGGAGAAGCCGCGGAAGUCGUGGGCAGACAUGGCUCAGGAGGACGAGCUCGCCGCCGCGGCAGAGGAGGACGCGGCGGCAGCCGCGGCUGAUGACGGCGAGGAAGGGAGCGAGGCUGGUAGGCCGGGUGUGCAGCUGACGAGGGAGCAGCGGGAGCUGAGGCGGUUCCGGAACGUGGUGCGGAGGAAGGAUUUCAUCUGUUUUGAGAGGGUCAAUGGUCGGCUCGUCAAUAUCCUCGCUGGCCUGGAACUUCAUUGCGGUGUGUUUAGCGCGGCCGAACAGAAGCGUAUUGUCGACUACGUAUACGAUCUUCAGGAGAUGGGCAAGCACGGGGAGCUUGGAGAUCGUACGUAUACGGAACCCCAAAGGUGGAUGCGUGGUAAAGGGCGAGUAACAAUCCAAUUUGGAUGCUGUUAUAAUUAUGCCACGGACAAGAAUGGAAACCCACCAGGCAUUAUUCGAACUAUUGCUUCUGAUCCGAUGCCUAGCUUAUUUAAGAUCAUGAUCAAGAGAUUGGUACGGUGGCAUGUUCUACCAAAGACUUGCAUACCAGACAGUUGUAUUGUCAAUAUAUAUGACCCUGGAGAUUGCAUCCCACCACAUAUUGAUAGUCAUGAUUUUGUUCGGCCAUUCUGUACUGUUUCAUUCCUCAGUGAGUGCAACAUUCUUUUUGGAUCUACUCUGAAAAUUGCUGGCCCUGGAGAGUUCACUGGUUCACUUCCAAUUCCUCUGCCUGUUGGGUCGGUGCUUAUCCUAAAUGGCAAUGGUGCUGAUGUAGCAAAGCAUUGUGUUCCUGCAGUUCCGACCAAAAGGAUAUCCAUUACCUUCAGAAAGAUGGAUCCAGCGAAGCGUCCGUUCAAUUUCCGAGAUGAUCCAGAAUUGCUUAACAUAAUUCCUCUAGAAACAGCUGUACAAGAAACUGGCAGAUCAUCAGAUGAAGGUAAGGGCAAGCAGCCUGACAUACAGAUCAGAAAUCCGAGCAAAGCACACAGGAACAAGAAAUCUAAAGUAAGAACAUCUCCUGGAAAGGGUGGACGGGGCGGCAUUCUCGGAGAUGGACCUCCUCAAUAUGCACAAGCUCAAGUCACUGGCAUUUCGUCACAGCAAAACUUCCAUGGCCAGCCUACCAUCUCUGGUUCAAGUGCUGAGAGAGAAAGACGCCCUGUUGGUCCAUUGAGAGAGUCAAGAUAUCAGCAGGAUGCACCUGGCAUGCAAUCUAACAUGGAUGGUAUCAGAGAGCGGGCAAAUUGGUUGGCUCAAGAGAGGAUGCAUGGUAACAGCAUGAAUUCGAUUGACGAUGGCACGGAAUCUCAGGAAAGGAGGCAGCGAAUGGAGCACAGACAGAUAUUGAUGAUCAACCGCACGAUCAACGAUGAUAUGGAUUCCCUUUCAAUCGGGAGCCAUGAAUCUGACCAGACUCGUGUAAGCGUACGAACACUAUACAACAAGCCAAGGAGGACCAGGGUAAACCUGGAUGAGUAAGCAAGCAAGCCAAGCCUGUACUCAAAUCUGUGAACUUGCUUUUGCUAAAAAAGAAAAAAAAAACUGUGAACUUGCUGUUGGGAAUGUUGAUACCUGAAAGCAUACUUGCGCUGUAUAUUUCAGGAGGUGUGACCAGAACACCAGCAGAUAUAACUUACUAAAACACUUAGUAUUGAUUUGAUGAAAUUUGUCAGCUGAUAGUCAGGCCCCUAUUCUGUAGAUAAGAGUAUUUUUUGGGAAUGCUGUAAUUGUGACUUAAUAUGGAUGCAUUUCUCGUUGAUGAAUGAGGACCUCUCAAUAAUUUGAUUCCACUGUGACCACAA
Oryza sativa Japonica Group (Japanese rice) is the source of this 2221-nucleotide messenger RNA. Its product is annotated as RNA demethylase ALKBH9B. The record is from RefSeq and is a predicted model, not a curated record. Gene Ontology annotation, biological process: mRNA catabolic process. NCBI's taxonomy places the organism in Eukaryota, Viridiplantae, Streptophyta, Magnoliopsida, Poales, Poaceae. Gene Ontology annotation, molecular function: mRNA binding; demethylase activity.